Anas platyrhynchos (mallard) is the source of this 1566-nucleotide messenger RNA. NCBI's taxonomy places the organism in Eukaryota, Metazoa, Chordata, Aves, Anseriformes, Anatidae. The record is from RefSeq and is a predicted model, not a curated record.
CACCGCGGCUGUGCCGUGCCGGCCCCUGCCCCAUGGGAGUUGGUGCGGGGGGUGAGGGGGGCACCAGCCACUGCCCCAGAUCCGUGCUGCCGCUUUAACGGGCGCUGCCAGGGCGCUAAUGCCCCCUAAUCAGCUGUCCGUCACCGCAGCCCCCAGACCGAUAUAAAACGCCCCGCAGCAGCUCCCGGCUCUGCUCCCGCAGCAUGGCAGCUCCUCAGGGACAGGGGAGCCCAGGCCAAGAGCCGGGGGGCUGCAGGGGGCCGUGGGGAGCCCUGCAGGGACCCCCACCAGCCCUGCUGCCCUGCCCCUACCCCCUGCUGGCCGGCUACAGCCUGCUGCCGCCCCCCCUGAGCCUCUUGGCGCCCUCGGUAAGUGAUGCCCGGCAGCUCCCGGGGGACCCCUCCCCGGUGGGGGGCUGAGGCUGGGCCCCACCGCCCUGCUGGUGCCGCAGCCCCGCACCCUGCUGCCCCCGGCACCUUGGGGUGUGCAGUGCUGGGCAGGGGAGGGUGGGGAGGGAUGCACGGGACCUGCCCCAGCCUGAGCGGGAAGGGCCAAAACCUCCACCCCGAGACCCCCACCUCUGUGCCUCCCCCUGCCACAACACCUCCGUGCCCCCAGGUCCCACCGGCCUGCGCCGUGCCCCCGGGGCUGCUGCCCGGCACCGGGCUCUGCCCCCCCUGCUGCCGGCAGCCCCUGCCCCUGGAGCCAGGGCGCGUGAAGGCGACCACGGCGCGGGAGAGCACCGGGGCGCUGAAGGCCUGGCUGGCCCAGCACCCCCGGAACCCCUACCCCAGCAAGGGCGAGAAGGUGAUGCUGGCCAUGGUGAGCCGGAUGAGCCUCACGCAGGUCUCCACCUGGUUCGCCAACGCCCGGCGGCGCCUCAAGAAGGAGAACAAGGCGGGCUGGGCAGCGCGCAGCACCUCCGACGGCGAGGACAGCGAGGGCGAAGGGGCUCUGAGAGGGACCCCCCCCGGCUCCAGCCCCGGCCCCGCGCAGGAUGGAGGUGGGAGCAGCCCCACUGCGGGGCCGGGCCCUGGGCAGGGCGAGCGGCUGCAGAAACCCAAAAUCUGGAGCGUGGCGGCAAUGGUGGCGUCUGGCCCUGGAGAGAGUGGGGGAACUGCGGCGCUGCCAGGGCAGGAGUAGGGGGGGCUCGGUCCCUCCUGCCCCUGGGGUCAGGCUGCAGCAGGGUGUGUGUUGCCAAUGAAUGUUCGUGCAGCUCGGACCCUGCCCCGGCCCCUCUGCCCCACACAGCCCCCCUGGAGCCUCCUGCACCCCAGCCCCUGGGGGAGGAAGAGCCCUGGCACCUCCCAGCACUUCAGUGCCUUCCUCCCCCAUUCCAGGUGUCCUGGGACCACCGAGGGGCUGGGCUCAGGUGGGGGCUGUGGGGGCGGAUGCACUGUGCCACAGAACGGGCACACGGGAACCACCGCGCACAGGGGAUGCGGGAGGGAGCAGUGAGCACAGCCCCGUUGUGCACUGCGACAGCCUCACCCCAUGGGGCUGCCCGGGGCCCUGCCCCAUGGCAGCUGGGGGCAGCUCUGGGGGGGCCAGGUGGGGCUGGGGGGG